This is a messenger RNA of Choloepus didactylus (southern two-toed sloth), 5329 nucleotides long. It is a transcript of the gene KCP, whose product is annotated as kielin cysteine rich BMP regulator. Gene Ontology annotation, molecular function: protein binding. The transcript has 42 exons. Bases 83 to 5128 code for a protein of 1681 amino acids. The record is from RefSeq and is a predicted model, not a curated record. Lineage: Eukaryota; Metazoa; Chordata; Mammalia; Pilosa; Megalonychidae.
GGGAGGUGGCCUGGUGUCUCCCCACCCCCGCCUCCCCCAGCGCCUGCGGAGCCGCGACCACAGACAGCGCGGCGCGGCGAGCAUGGCAGGAGUGGGGGCCGCUCUGCUGCCGCUCCUCCUGCAGUUGGGGAGCCUGGCGCGGGCCCCGGGGCCGAACGGAGGUCAUGCGGUCCACGACCAGCAGCAGCAGGUGCCAGUCCACCCUUCAGCCCCCGCUGGGGUCCCCCCGGAGCAGAGGUGCCCCCUGGAGGAGCGGCUGGGACGGCUGGAGGCCGAGGUGGCCGAGCUCAGAGAGCAGAACAAGGACCUGCAGGCGAGGGUGAGGCAGCUGGAGUCCUGCGAGUGCCACCCGGCCCCUCCCCAGUGUUGGGGGCUGGGGGGCCCCUGGCCUGAGGGGUCUCGCUGGGAGCCUGAUGCCUGCAUGGCCUGUGUCUGCCAGGGUGGGGCCAUGCGCUGCAGUCCCAAGCCCGGCCUGCCUCACUGCCACGGCUGCAGCCACAAUGGCCAGGCCUAUGGCAACGGGGAGACUUUCUCCCCAGAUGCCUGCACCACCUGCCACUGUCUGGAAGGGACCAUGACCUGCACCCCAAAGCCAUGCCCAAAAGGACCCUGCCCCGAGCCAGGAGCAUGCUGCCCACACUGUGAGCCAGGCUGCACCAGGGGCCACAGGGCUGGGGAAACCUGGCACCCGGAGCCCUGCGUCACCUGUACCUGUCAGGCAGGAACUGUGCGGUGCCAGGGGCCCUCAUGCCCAGAGCUCAACUGCCUGGAGAGCUACACCCCACCUGGGGAGUGCUGCCCCGUCUGCCGGCCAGGCUGCGAGUACGAGGGGCAUCUUUAUGAGGAAGGGGCCGGCUUCCUGUCCAGCUCCAACCCUUGUCUGCACUGCUCCUGCCUGAGGAACCGGGUUCACUGCGUGCCCACGAUGUGCCCACCCAGCCCCUGCCCUGAGCCAGUCCUGAGGCCGGGGCACUGUUGCCCAGCCUGCCAAGGCUGCACAAAAGACGGCUCUCACUGGGAGCAUGGCCAAGAGUGGAUGCUCCCCAGGGACCCCUGCCAGAUCUGCCGGUGCCUGGAGGGCCACAUCCAGUGCCACCAGCGAGAGUGUGCCAGCCUGUGCCCCUACCCUGCCCGGCCCCUCCCGGGCACCUGCUGCCCCGUGUGUGAUGGCUGUUUCCUAGGCGGGCGGGAGUACCGCAGCGGGGAGCCGGUGGGCUCUGGGGACCCCUGCUCGCACUGCCGCUGUGCCAACGGGAGUGUCCAGUGUGAGCCUCUGCCCUGCCCACCUGUGCCCUGCAGACACCCAGGGAGGACUCCCGGGCAGUGCUGCCCAGUCUGUGACGGCUGUGAGUACCAGGGACACCAGUACCAGAGCCAGGAGACCUUCAGACUCCAAGAGAGUGACCACUGUGUCCACUGCUCCUGCCAGGCCGGCGAGGUCUCCUGUGAGGAGCAGGAGUGCCCAGUUGCCCCCUGUACCCCGCCUGGCUCGGGCCCCCAGCUCUGCUCAGCCUGUGUGCUUGAUGGAGAGGAGUUUGCCGAGGGGGUCCAGUGGGAGCCGGAUGAUCAGCCCUGCACUGCCUGCUCCUGUCAAGGCGGGGUGCCCACGUGCAGGGCUGUGUUCUGCCCCCCAGCCCCCUGCCAGCACCCCACCCAGCCCCCUGGUGCCUGCUGCCCCAGCUGCGAGAGCUGCAGCUACCACGGCCAUGUGUAUGCCAAUGGGCAGAACUUCACGGAUGGAGACCACCCUUGCCAGGCGUGCCGCUGCCAGGAUGGGACCGUGAUGUGCUCCUUGGUCGACUGCCCUCCCACGACCUGUGCCAGGCCCCAGAGCGGACCCGGCCAGUGCUGCCCUAAGUGCCCAGACUGCAUCUUGGAGAAACGGGUGUUUGUGGAUGGAGAGAGCUUCUCUCACCCCCGAGACCCCUGCCAGGAGUGCCAGUGCCAGGAAGGCCAUGCCCACUGCCAGCCCCGGGCCUGCCCCAGAGCCCCCUGUGCCCACCCACUGCCUGGCUCCUGCUGCCAGAACGACUGCAAUGGCUGUGCCUUUGGUGGGAAAGAGUACCCCAAUGGAGCCGACUUCCCCCACCCCUCGGACCCCUGCCGCCUCUGUCACUGUCUGAGCGGCAACGUGCAGUGCCUGGCCCGCCGCUGCCCACCACUGCCCUGUCCAGAGCCCGUCCUGCUGCCGGGAGAGUGCUGUCCACAGUGCCCCACCGCCGCCACCGGGUGCCCGCAGGCCGGGGACGCGCCCCCUGCCCGCCACCAGGAGCACUUCUCCCCGCCUGGAGACCCCUGCCGCCGCUGCCUCUGCCUCGACGGCACCGUGUCCUGCCAGCGGCUGCCCUGCCCACCCGCGCCCUGCGCCCACCCGCGCCAGGGAUCCUGCUGCCCGUCCUGCAACGGCUGCCUGUACCAGGGGAAGGAGUUUUCCAGUGGAGAGCACUUUCCUUCACCCACCGACCGAUGCCAUGUCUGCCUCUGCUGGGAGGGAAGUGUCAGUUGCCAGCCCAGGACCUGUGCCCCGGUGCAGUGUCCCUUCCCUGCCAGGGGUGACUGCUGCCCCGCCUGCGAUGGCUGUGAGUAUCUGGGGGAGUCCUACCUGAGCAGCCAGGAGUUCCUGGAUCCUCGAGAGCCCUGCCGCCUGUGUACCUGCCUUGGCGGCUCCGUGACCUGUGGCCGCCACCCCUGCGAGCCUCUGGGCUGCAGCCACCCACUCACCCCGCCUGGGCACUGCUGCCCCACCUGCCAGGGAUGCCUCUAUCGCGGGGUCACUGCUGCCCCUGGAGAGACCUUUCCUGACCCACUGGACCCCACCUGCUCCCUCUGCACGUGCCGGGAUGGCUCUGUUCACUGCCAGAAGAAGCCAUGUCCUCCUGCUCUCUGCCCCCACCCCUCUCCGGGACGCUGCUUCUGCCCUGUUUGCCAGAGCUGCCUCUCCGGGGGCCGGGAGCACCAGGACGGGGAGGAGUUUGAGGGACCUGCAGGGAGCUGUGAGCGGUGCCGCUGUCAGGCUGGCCAGGUCCGCUGUGUGCGGCAACAGUGCACCCCACUGCCCUGUGCACUCCAGGUCCCAGAGCCGGGGGGCUGCUGCCCUCGCUGCAGAGGCUGCCUGGCUCACGGGGAAGAGCACCCUGAAGGCAGUAGCUGGGUGCCCCCCGCCAGCCCCUGCUCCUCCUGCAUGUGCCACAAGGGUGUCGUCACCUGCGCCAGCAUCCAGUGUGUCAGCUCCUGUGCCCAGCCCCACCAGGGGCCCAGUGACUGCUGCCCUCACUGCUUUGACUGUGAGCACGAGGGCCGGAAGUAUGAGCCAGGGGAGAGCUUCCAACCCGCAGCAGACCCCUGUGAAGUGUGCAUCUGUGAGCUGCAGCCCGAGGGACCCCCCAGCCUGCGCUGUCACCGACGGCAGUGCCCCGUCCUGGUGGGCUGCCCCCCCAGCCAGCUCCUGCCCCCUGGGCCCCAACGCUGCUGCCCGACCUGUGCUCACGCGCUGAGUAACUGCACAGAGAGUCUGCUGGGGUCGGAGCUGGCCCCACCAGACCCCUGCUACACCUGCCAGUGCCAGGACCUGACCUGGCUCUGUGUUCACCGUGCCUGUCCGGAGCUCAGCUGUCCCCCGUCAGAGCGCCGUACCCCACCUGGGAGCUGCUGUCCCGAGUGCCAGGAAUGUGUUGUGGAGGCAAGGGGCCAGAGAGUGGCCGAUGGAGAGAGCUGGCGGGACCCCAGCAACGUCUGCAUCAUUUGCACCUGCCGGCGGGGCCACGUGGAGUGCCACCUCGAGGAGUGCCAGCCCCUUACCUGCCCCGAUGGCUGGGCACAGGCGCGCGAGACUGGCAGCUGCUGCCCGCGAUGCCAAGCCCCCGCCCAGUCGUGCGUGCACCAGGGCCGGGAGGUGACCUCGGGGGAGCGCUGGGCCAUGGACGCCUGCACCAGCUGCUCCUGCAUGGCUGGCACCGUUCGCUGCCAGAGCCAGCGCUGCCCGCUGCUCUCGUGUGGCUCCGACGAGGCCCCCGCCCUGAGCCCCGGAAGCUGCUGUCCCCUUUGCCUGCCCCGGCCCGCUUCCUGCAUGGCCUUCGGAGACCCCCAUUACCGCACCUUCGAUGGACGCCUGCUGCACUUCCAGGGCAGCUGCAGCUAUGUGCUGGCCAAGGACUGCCGUGGACGAGACUUCAGCGUCCACGUGACCAACGAUGACCGUGGCCGGAGCGGCGUGGCCUGGACCCAGGAGGUGACAGUGCUGGUGGGAGACGCCGCCGUGCGGCUGCUGCAGGGCGGGGCGGUCACGGUAGAUGGGCGCUCAGUGGCCUUGCCCUUCCUGAAGGAGCCGCUGCUGUACGUGGAGCUGCGGGGACGCACCGUGAUCCUGCACGCCCAGCCCGGGCUCCAGGUGCUCUGGGAUGGGCAGUCCCAGGUGGAGGUGAGCGUGCCCGGCUCCUACCGGGGCCAGACCUGUGGGCUCUGUGGGAACUUCAAUGGCUUUGCCCAGGAUGAUCUGCGGAGUCCCCAGGGGCUGCUCCUGCCCACCGAGGCUGCAUUUGGGAAUAGCUGGCAGGUCCCAGAGGGGCCGGGGCCCGGCCCCCCAUGUUUGGUGGGUCGCGAGGUGGAUCCGUGCCGGGCUGCAGGUUACCGUGCCAGGCGGGAGGCCAAUGCCCGGUGCGGGGUGUUGAAGUCGGCCCCCUUCAGUCGCUGCCAUGCUGUGGUGCCCCCAGAGCCUUUCUUUGCUGCGUGCGUGUACGACUUGUGUGCUUGUGGCCCUGGCUCCUCGGCGGAUGCCUGCCUCUGUGACGCCCUGGAAGCCUACGCCAGCCACUGUCGCCAGGCGGGGGUGACGCCUGCCUGGCGGGGCCCCACGCUCUGCGUGGUGGGCUGCCCCCUGGACCGUGGCUUUGUGUUCGAUGAGUGUGGGCCGCCCUGUCCCCGCACCUGCUUCAACCAGCACAUCCCCCUCGGGGAGCUGGCGGCCCACUGCGUGAAGCCCUGCGUUCCCGGCUGCCAGUGCCCCGCGGGGCUGGUGGAGCACGAAGCCCACUGCAUCUCACCCGAGGCCUGCCCCCCAGUCCUGCUCACCAGGGACCAGCCACCCAGGGCUCAGCCCAGCCCCAGUCAGGAGCUCCCAGGAGCAGCCUGAGCCAGGACAACACCUGGACCAAGACUCGUCAGGCUGGAAGUGUCUCCUUGGUGCUCCCUCUGGCUACCCCAGAGACCAGCUCCACUCCUGGCCAGAGCUGCGGGGAGAGUGCCCUGUGCAGGCAGUGGGAGUCUGCUUCCUGGUCCUGCAAAGAGCCCGGCAUGUUGGGUCAGAAGCAGUAAACUCUAGGCCUGCCCUGAG